Molecule: messenger RNA, 2228 nt
Organism: Centropristis striata (black sea bass)
Lineage: Eukaryota; Metazoa; Chordata; Actinopteri; Perciformes; Serranidae
Gene: eepd1
Product: endonuclease/exonuclease/phosphatase family domain containing 1
Exons: 8
Coding region: 275-1945 (556 amino acids)
Biological process (GO): DNA repair
Cellular component (GO): plasma membrane
Molecular function (GO): DNA binding
Source: RefSeq, a predicted model, not a curated record
GCUGUCAGAUGAAUGUGUGGAGGCCGACCUGUGGCCAGACAGUCACACACGCACUGUUGGAGGACAAAGUUUACAUACCAAGCCUGUAUAUUCAGCUCUUAUCUCCCUCAGAGGACACAGGGACACCAAGCUGCAGCUGCACGGAGAGCAGGGGGACGCGGACCAGGCUACUGCAGCAUGUAGCCAGGACUGAGGACAGCUGCUCGUCUAUAUGUCUGCUGUCUCUCAGCCGUGGCCCUCUGUCUGAUCCGAGCCCCGGUGACCUGCUGGAGCCAUGGGUGGGAGUCUGGGCUGCCACCGCUCCAUACCCAAGGACCCCACAGACUUCAGCUGCGGCAAGCGCAAAUUCAGCGCUGCAUGUAACUUUGGCCACAUCUUGGUGAACCAGGAGCGGCUGAACAUCAACACCGCCACCGAGGAGGAACUCAUGACUCUACCGGGAGUCAACCGCACUGUUGCGCAGAAUAUUGUGGAGUACCGGGACUGUAUCGGGGGCUUUAAAAAGGUGGAGGACCUGGCUCUGGUGAGCGGGAUCGGGGCCACCAAACUGGAGGUGAUCAAACUGGAAAUAUGCGUCUCCAGCAGGACCAGCUCGUCCCAGCACUCCCCGUCCUCCCUGCGUAAAGAUCUGGAUCACCAGUCCGGCACAGGAAUGAACAUUAACACCGCCACGCCGGCGCAGCUCAUGAGCAUCAGAGGGAUCACGGAGAAAAUAGCCAAGAAUAUCGUGGCCUAUCGCGCGGAGCACGGCCCAUUCAAGAGCAUCGAAGACCUGGUGAGGGUCCACCACAUCAACAGCUCCCUGCUGGACAAAAUCCGCUUCCAGGUGUUCGUGGAGCGCUCCCGGGCGCCCUCCACCAACACCAACGGAGGGCUGACUUGCACCACCAAAUCUCACCCCAGCCCGACUUCAUUCAGUCUUAGGAGCGACGACCUGGACCUCCCGCCCGGUGGACCGACCCAGAUCAUCUCUGUGCGGCCGGACGUAGAGCCCCCCUCCGGUCUGCGGGACGGGAAGCCCGUGGUGCGUCUGGCCACCUGGAGCCUGCAGGGCUGCUCCUGCGAUAAGGCCAAUAACCCGGGGGUCAAAGAGGUGGUGUGCAUGACCCUUCUGGAGAAUGACAUCAAGUUACUGGCAGUGCAGGACCUGCUGGAGCGGGAGGCUCUUGACAAGUUCUGUGUGGAAUUAAACCAAGGAACGCUGGCCAGCGUACGGAAGUGGAAGUGGCCACGAGGGCUUUGGAAAAGUGUUGUGUCUGAAAAGCCCACUGGACACUCUAGUAAGGGCGUGAGCUACUCUGGCUUUCUCUGGGACUCUUCGUCUGGUAUUGACCUGAAGGAUGCUGCAGUCUUGGAGUCUCCUGUUGUCAAUGGCAAUGGAAAUCCUACCUACCCUUCACCCUACCUCGCUCACUUUUCUAUUGGUGCAUACGAGCUGACAGUGGUGAAUGUCCACCUGCAGACCACAGCAGCAUCAGGAGAGUCCAACGGCAAGAACCAGAGCACAGAUGAAGCCAAGGGUCCACAUCUCUCUCCUAGCAUCCAGGAAACACUCAAAGGUGAGAAGGAGUUGGUGGUUGUGGGAGAUUUUGGCUGCUCUCCGCAGAGCUCAGAGCUGGACAUCCUGAGAAAGGAGAAGCUCUGUGCCCUGGUACAAUCCUCCCAGUUCACCAACAUCAGCACACGCUCACCACAGGGCACCCGCUGUCUGGACAACAUCUGGCUGAGCCGCUCCCUCAAGAAGAUCUAUUCUGGCCAUUGCAUAGUAGUACGGGAAGGUUUGACCAACCCCUGGAUCCCAGACAACUGGUCAUGGGGUGGAGUGGCAUCAGAUCACUGCCCCGUGGUGGCUGAGUUUUACGCAGAUGUAUCCUCUAAGGAGCUGAGCAGGCCUGGUACGGCAGUGGUGGACAGAGGAGACAUUUUGCCCAAACAUGAGCGGUGACACCAUAAAGACAGCAGUGGAAGACUUUGUCCUGUCUGGAUCCUGCUUUUUCCUUGGUUAGCUCUGGAGCAAAGAGUUUCCUGAUGAAUGUGAAGAAGUGCCAAGAUUGCCUUUGGGUUGCAAUUUAUCAGUGUAUAAUAGUGACUGGUCAUAGAGCCAUAAAAUCUUUAGACAAAAUAAAUAUAAUGUAAAAUGUGAAAUGUGCCAAACAUUUUCUAUAUGUAUAUAAAAUAAAGCUUCCAGCUGUAUCUGACCUCUCAUUAAUGCAAAUGUGAAUGGUGGG